Messenger RNA from Heterobilharzia americana, 306 nucleotides. The record is from the annotation of a GenBank genome assembly. NCBI's taxonomy places the organism in Eukaryota, Metazoa, Platyhelminthes, Trematoda, Strigeidida, Schistosomatidae.
AUGUUCCAGCUACUGAAGUACUCAUUAAUAAAACAGCCAACAGAUGAAGAUCCUGAUGAAGGAGUUAGAGAAUUAGUUGAAAUCGCUUUUAAACGAUUGGAUAUGGAUCAUGAUGGAAGAUUGAAUUAUACAGAUUUUCAACAAGCUGUUGAAGAUAAUGCUUUAUUGUUGGAAAUCUUAGGUCAAUGCUUCCCAGAUGAAGAGGUUGCUACAGCGUUUCUGUCAACAUUUCAAGAAAUUCAAGUACCACAAUCUGUUUGUUAUAUUAAACCUGCUAAAUCGUUCAUGAGUUCAACAGCUGCAUAG